UACGCCAUUAGGUCGCGCUCGUCGCGGAGUGUGAAAAACUGACGAAAUCGUGUGAACAGCAGAAAGAAAUUAAACAAACAUCCGCAAAAGUGGUCUGGUAGUAGCUGAAAAUCGAGAACAAAGCCCACGUAACAACAACACGACAGGUACCAAGGCGACUACGUAACAGAAGUGUGAUGUUCUGUGUUAUGUGUGACCCCCCAAAUCUAGCAAACCCUGCAGUGAAAAGUGAAGAGAAACAAGUACUCAACUCAACGAAGCUUCCAUUUGUCUGUUUUUACUUAGUGCAAAUAAACAAAACAAAACAAAUAAACACCAAGUGAGUGCAGUGAGAAAGGUGAAAGUUAAAAAUUGAUGGAUAAUAAAAGUGUUCGCGUUUCGUGUUUUGUUUGUGGUAAAUGUGUGCGAUUGAAUUUGAAAGCAAAUCGAAUUCGGAAAGUGAUCGGUGAAAACGUGCUAUAAAACUAAUAUAAAAAAGAAAUCCACAUUGCAAUAAUUCACACGGAAGGAGAAGCGUUUGAAUCAAUCAUUUGGGGUGAGAUUUUAACAAGGAAUCACCAUUGAGGCCAGGCUAACCAUCGCGAGUGUCGCGUCGGCCUAUCCAAGGACACCAGCGGAGGAUAACUGACGGACGUGAGAAGGAGAGGAGUGCCUGAACGUUACGCGCGGUUUGGUGAAUUAUCGGUUUGAAGAAACGUACGUGAAAGCUGGCGGUAUCUUUGGGGAAACACACUUCAAACGUGUCUGAAGCAGACAGAAACGUCGGAUUGGAUGCCGAAGUAGGUUUAGCCAAAACAUUGCCAAAUGCGUACAGUCGUAGAGAGAUUACCGAGGCCGCAGCAAGUAGGCACCGCUAGUAACCAUUGGCAGUCGUAAACGGACGGCCGGACACGAUACGGCGGGACACUCAUGGGGGGCAAGCAAAGCCGCCAGCAGCGAGAGCAGAAACAGCAGCAAGCACAGCAGACGACGGAAAAGCGGAAACAGCGAAAGGACAAGAAGUCGUCCAAACGGGGCGCACGAACGACGACCCCUCCUGAGGAACAGCGGGCAAACGGCACGGGAGUCGGUUGCAACGGGGACGUGGUAGUAGUAGCAGCUGAUGUCGCCGCGAGUGACUCGCCGGUAAACGUGACCGAAAGUGACGGGCGUCGCUGCGCCAACAACCAUAACGGUACGGUGGGAGAAGACAGAGGAGAAGGAGCAGGAGGUGCAGGUUCCGUAACAACCAUUACGAUUUGCAUGCUGAAAAUGGAACCGAACGAGACGUCACCGAUGGAGGACUGUCCAACCAACGGUGAUGGUGACACGGUGGGAGCAGGUGCUACUGCAGCUACCGGCGAUGUCGAUGAGUCCGUGGAAGUUUCAACAGUGACACCAACACCUACCAUCCCAGCUUCGACCGUUGGCGCGGAGUUGCUGACGAUGGCGCCACCCCGAUGUGGAUGCUUUGAGAAUGGUAAUUGCAGCGGUCCCUCCGGAGGGCAAUUCACACCGACGACGACAGCAAUGUCGGUGACAGCGGCAAGCAACACAACCACACACCCGAUCGUUGCUUCUGGCCCGAUUCCGACGAUCAAGAAGAGCAAAUGCAAUUGCAACGCCACACCGAUACUGAUCGGUACGCCCAGCAGCGCCACGAUCGACAAUCGGUUGAACAACAACAACAACAGCAACGAGCUCCGUUUGGCCGACAGUGGCCCGACGGUGGUCCUGACGAUGCCGGGUGGGCCGACACCAACCACCACGUCAUCGCUGGCGGCGGCAACGUCCGCUUCGAUGCCAUCGGCAGCUUCCUCGCUGACGAUGUGGUCUUCCAAUCUGACAACCGCCGUCAGCAGCAACAGCAGCGGUGUGGCGUCCCCUGCCCGGUCGCAAUCGUUCGGCAACUUUAUGCUCACCGCUGGCGGUGGUGGUGAUUCCCUUGCCCAGCAGCUGCUGAACCGUCUGCGUCACCAUCAUCAUCAUCACCACCAUCAUCACCACAACCACCAUCUGAUGCAUUUCCUGCACAACCAUCAUCACCAUCACCAUGGACCGAUGGAUGUGGCGCAGCCGGAACUCGCGUCCGAAUUGGCCACCGGUGGGUCCAACACACCCGACUGGAGACACCAGGUGCUGCGCCAAUGGAACCCGACCGUCCCGCCGACCGGUAGCGAAUCGGUGUACGGUCUUUCACCGUCAUCGCUGGCCAAUCGCGCUACCGCCAGCGGCGGACCCGUUGUUGCACCAUCAUCAUCAUCAGCCCUAAUCUCUCCCGCGACGCCCUUCAUGGAUAUCGAUCUGAAGGACAAACUGGAGGGUCUGGAGCUGGGGCCACGAACGCCCAACAACAAUCACAGUCCACAGCCCACGGUGGACACUACCGGCGAACAUCCGCGCACCGUCGGCGAGUGUCCGACGUGCUGCGCGAUGGCAAUGGCAGCGAAUGGUGGGUCGGGAUCGUCGAUCGGUCUGGUCAACACCACCACCACCGGGACAGGUGUGGGAACAAACGCUACCGCCGCCGCUGCCACCGCCACUACCGCCGUCUACAAUGGAAACGUUGGCGAGGUGGAGGAAAAAAUUCUCAACACGGCCAAUCAGCAGCAGCAGACGGCCGGAUCAAGAAUGUCACCUCCACCACCUGCGUCAGAUGUCACUCCGCCCUCGACCGAAUCGGCCACCGGCAGCACUAAAGCUGUGCCGAGUACGGUGGCAUCCUUGACUGCCGCCGCUGCUGGCAGCUCAACGCAGUCCGACGCAGGCAAGGAUGAUGCUGCUGCUGCUACCCGAACCGUCACCGCCCCCGCCGCCGUUACUGCAGCCGGCCGUGACCAGAUCGUGGUGGAUGGUAAUUCCCCGAAACAGACAACAGCGGCAGCUUCAUCGAACGUGGCUCCGACGGGUUCGGUAGCUCCGACCAGCGACAGUACGUCCACGACCACGGUCGCUGCAGCAUCGUCUUCCACACGGUUGCUGGCGAAAACAACUCCGGCGACGACCGCGACGACGACGACGACGACAGUUCCAACUUCCUCCAGCACCAGUGUAGCUUCGUCCCCCGGUGGACAGUGCUGUCGCAAGCAGUCACCCUCGUCGGGUUCAUCUUCCGCCGCGGCCACACUGCUGCACACCCUGUCGCUGUCCGGCAGACGCUCGAGAAACUCUUCCACGACACCGCCGUGCAGCUGUACCUGCUGUUGUGGCAACAACAACAACAACAACAACGCGGACGUUACCGUAGAGCCAUCGCAGUCGAGAUCGGCCUUCACCAACUGGAUCUCCGGUGGCCAGAAGACGGCGGAUCGAAACAGUACCAGUGCUGUCCCAUCAUCGUCCGGAAGUAACACUAAAUCGAAGAAGCCUAACUGGCGCGUUUCGCUAAACUGCACGAUACGUCGAGCGGCCGGUGGCGGUAGCUCCAGUGGAGGUGGAACGGCCGGACCGAGCGGUAAAGCACGAUCGUCGACCACGAGUGAGAAGUUCCCCGUGGCCAACGGCGGUAACAACGCCAACAACGUAUUGUCCUCAACGGGAGGUGACCUCGGCCACAACAACAACAGUAUUGCAUCAGCGAGCGGAAGCACCUCCCAUCGGGGAAGCUCGCUGAUAUCGUCGAGCGUUUCGGCAAAACUUCUUAAGAGCGAAACCGAUAAGGACGAUACAUGCGUGUGCACGGCUUACCGAAAGAUGAGUGAAUCGCCACCGCCGCCACCGCAGCUAUCGGGCGGAACAGUAUCGCCGGGUCGACCGUUAAGUCCCCUGCUACCAACCAGCCCUGCAACGGAUGAUCCAUCGUUCAUCCCGCUCAACAUGCUCUCACUCGUCGCAUCGGGAGGAGCUGGUGGUGGGGCAACAACGCAACCACAACCCGCCGGAAUGUCUCUACCGGUGCCGGCCGAAUCGUUCUCGUCGCUGCUGCACAAUCAUCACCAUCAUCUGCACCAUCAUCAUCAUCACGCGAUGGCCGCAGCCGCCCUGGUUGCCGCCGAUCAUCAUCAUCACCCGUCGUUCUUCUUCCCCACGUCGACGGCGGCCACUACCGCCGGUGGUUCGGCUACCGGACCGGCAGCCCAUGUGGUUGGACCGAGCGUCUCCGGGGGCAGUGUAGUGGCCGGCCGUGGUUCGUCGCUGUUCGGCAACCUACCAGCCCACCCGUCGCCCAACGGCGUCAUACUGCUCUCCGACCCGUCCGGAGUGUUCGAUCUUGCUAGCGACGAUUUUUCGCUGGAAGACUGCGACGAACGGGCACGAAUUCAGCGCGAAUUGGAAAUCCGCGAGGGAGUUGAUGCGCCUCCAAACUUCCACCCGCGCCGUCUCAUGUCCGGUGGCACAAUCUCGGCCGGUCCAGCCGCCAACCAUCCGAUAGCAUUCUUCUACUCUCGCGACCUGAUGCAGCGGGGAUUGCUGAUGGCGAACCGGUUCAUCCAGCCGCUCGAUGCGGCCGCGGCCGGAGGUUGCCCGGCUGGAGCGGCCGCCAUGGCUGCAGCGGCGGCCGCUGCCGGACGAGGAGGUGCCGGUGCCGUUGGGGCCGCCGCCUUCGGUGGGCUGCGCAUACACUCGCAGGUCGACUUCAUCCACUGUCUCGUGCCGGACCUGCAGAAGAUUACCAGCUGCAGCUUCUACUGGGGCAAGAUGGACCGAUACGAGGCCGAGCGGUUGCUCGAGGGCAAACCGGAGGGUACCUUCCUGCUGCGCGACUCCGCCCAGGAGGAGUUCCUGUUCUCCGUCUCUUUCCGCAAGUACAACCGGUCGCUGCACGCUCGGAUCGAGCAGUUCAAUCACAAGUUCAGUUUCGAUUCCCGCGAUCCGGGUGUGUACACGGCUUCGACGGUGACCGGUCUGCUCGAGCACUACAAGGAUCCGUCCUGCGUGAUGUUCUUCGAGCCGAUGCUGACCUACCCGCUGAAUCGCAACUUCAGCUUCAGCCUGCAGCAGCUCUGCCGGGCUGCCAUCGUCAGCAACACGACGUACGACGGCAUCAACGAGCUGGCGCUACCAAAGUCUCUGAAGGCGUACCUAAAAGAGUACCACUACCGACAGCGGGUCCGUUUCCGGCCACUGGACGAGCAUCUCUACUCCAACGCGUAGCUGCUUGAUCAACAUGAUGACGGUCCAGCCGAAGAUGACGACGACGACGACGACGACGAUGAUGACGAUGAUUAUACCGGUGGCGGUGGUGUUGUUGCUGGGCAUGGUGAUGAUUUGGAAACAUCCCGUUUGUUCCCGCAACCGACCCACGUCUUCUUGCCCAUGGCGGAGGAGUUCUUAUUAAGCACGACGUUCCACGGCACCUGCCUUCAUCAGCAUCAUCAUCAUCAUCACCAUGGUGGCCGACGGUUCGUGUGCGUCCAGGUCCAACGGAAAGGUAGCCAAAGCAAACCGACUCCCCCAGCAAAGCAUUCUAAAAAACGCUCGUUGCGUAGUCGCUGGAGGCGUCGUAUUUACCAGCGUGGAACUGACCACGAGCAACACCUGGCGGCGGUGGUACCAUCGCCAACGGCUUCGUCUUCCUCUCGCUGGACAUUUGUGCUAAAACGGUUCCUUAGGCGUCACCGGCGGGCGGUGAUGACAACAGCGUGCCACACCAAGUGGUAACCACAGCAGCAACAGUGGCCAGUGGCAUUCCUGCCGCGCAAAACCCUUUCGUUAGCUUUAUUUAUUCACGCACCCGCGGAAGUGUGGAGUGCAUGGCACUGCGGGAAUGAUCGACGGCGACCACACCACGGAUGCGGUUGUGCGUCGUUGUUCGUUCAAAUUGGUGACAAUCGGAAAAGUAUCACACUUUAGUAGUGAAUUCAGAAAACGAAAUUGCAAAAAUGACAAGUGUGUGUGCAUGUGUGUGUGUGGAAGAGAACGAGCAUAGAUGCAUUUCACAGAAGAACCCCGGGAAACAAGGAACGGAUCGCGUUCCAAUGAAUAGAAAAGUAUUCGGACAUAAAUUGCCAUCAUAGAAAAUUUGUAGCAGUCCCAUUCUUUAGGUGAUGUGCCCAAGGCAUAUGAAAAUCUCAAGCCCCAUGUUUUUUUGAACCCCUUAGUUUGUUCAAUAAUUUCCGUCAAAUAGUUCUCAGAUAUCUAAUUUAUUAGCCACACACAUACUGUGAACAACAAGGAAAGAGGUAGUAAAUUAUUCGCUCAAUUCCAUCGGACAUCGUCUCAUUUUACCGUCUUGUGCCGCACUCGGUUUUUUGUUCUGAAUAGGUGAAAUAUUUCGAUUGCAGCAUACUAGAACUAUACACACACAAUCCUUACAAAUAGCGACCCCUAAUAUUAACGAUUACCAGUAUUUGAGUUUAACCUGUGGGGAAUUGUAGGUAAAUUUUCGCUCUCGCACGUUCCUGGGCGUCCCAUAGGCGCACCUCCACACCUGGGUGGGCUGGAGAGCGCUAGUGAAAAUUGUAUUGUUUAUUUGAUUGUAUAGAAACAUAAAAUCACAAACCCUCCUCCCUUUCCUGCGACAAGUUAUUCGUAUUUAUUAAACUAGCAUUACUUAAGAAAUAAUUCUACAUUAAACAACAAAGAAACCGAAUGUGAAUAACACAUAUGUAUACUGUUCCUCGUUGUAGGACGAUCGUAACCGGAUCGCGAGAGUAAUCUAUCUUCCUUGUAGAAAAAUUCUAUUAUUCGUUUCCAAGCCAUUGUGUAUAUUAUUGAAUCUGUUUCGGCUUUUUCCCCCUUCUCUGUUUCGCUGAGCCGUUUUGCGUUUGUUGUUGCUUUCGGAGGUACCUCCGGGAGGGUCCUUUUAGCAUAAAUUACGGUUUGUUUGUUGCAUUCGAUCAGACAUACUCUCAGCACAUGUCGACUUGUAGCAGUUACGCUCUCGAUACAUGUAAGGUACAUUGAUGCGUACUGCAUCGAUAUCGCUAGCCAAUAGAAAAUGGUCGAUUCCGAUAGACGUCCGCUGCUGCAGGACGAUAAAAAAAAAGAUAGCAUAGAUAUACAUUGUGGAGUGGCACUAGAAAAAGAGAGAUUCGGUUGGUAUGCGCAGGGUCAUUAUAGAGAAAUUGAGCAAAAUUGAAAUGAGUAUGACUUCAUUACAUUGAAUGAACGAGCAUAUAGCAAGCAAGGUAGUAGAAGCAUCUAGGUCUAAAUUCGAGUCUGAAUAAUACUUUAACGAUAGUGCUGUGCACGUUAUUCGUUGACAUACUUCACGUAGGUUUCUUUGAACCUGCAAAUGCGUGGAUAUUAACUUAAAAAAAUAACAUAAAAAUCGACGUAACAACUAGGUAUUAUGUAUGUUUCACACAAUUUCUUUGUGGCUUUAACAUUGUACAUUAGGAUAGAGAGAGAACAUUGUGGAAAAACAAGAGGAAAGCAAUCAAAAUCGCCUGUAAAAGAGAGCACCACUAAUCCCCCACACCAGAGCUGGGUCGGUAGAGGAUAGUAAAUAUGCCGAUGUGUUUAGACAGCCGGUUUUAGUGCUCUAAGAACUAUUUUGAAUACUAGCAGAUUAUUAUUAUUUUUAUUCUGAUUGUAAUAUUAUUAUUAUUAUUAUUAUUAUUAUUAUUAUUAUUAUUAUUAUGUAUAGUUCCAGCAUCGAAUCUGCGUGACAGAGCAAAUAAAAGAAAUAGUUUUAAAGUUA
Molecule: messenger RNA, 7564 nt
Organism: Anopheles coustani
Lineage: Eukaryota; Metazoa; Arthropoda; Insecta; Diptera; Culicidae
Gene: Socs36E
Product: mucin-19
Exons: 7
Coding region: 910-5073 (1387 amino acids)
Biological process (GO): intracellular signal transduction; phosphatidylinositol phosphate biosynthetic process
Cellular component (GO): phosphatidylinositol 3-kinase complex
Molecular function (GO): 1-phosphatidylinositol-3-kinase regulator activity
Source: RefSeq, a predicted model, not a curated record